Molecule: messenger RNA, 1336 nt
Organism: Neoarius graeffei (lesser salmon catfish)
Lineage: Eukaryota; Metazoa; Chordata; Actinopteri; Siluriformes; Ariidae
Gene: cfl1
Product: cofilin 1
Exons: 4
Coding region: 108-605 (165 amino acids)
Biological process (GO): actin filament fragmentation; cell motility; actin filament severing
Cellular component (GO): cytoplasm; actin cytoskeleton; actin cortical patch
Molecular function (GO): actin filament binding
Source: RefSeq, a predicted model, not a curated record
AUUGCAGGGCGCGUCCGUGUGAAUCGAGUGUGUGAGAGCGAAGGACCGCAUCAUCACCUCUCAUUCAAUUUUCCUCCUUACACGCUGACUAAUACAGAGACGCUGCGAUGGCCUCUGGAGUUACAGUUCAAGAGAAUGUGCUGACAAUCUUCAAUGAAAUGAAGGUGCGCAAGGCACAUUCCAAUAAUGAGGAGAGAAGGAAGAGGAAGAAGGCUGUGCUGUUCUGCCUGAGUGAUGACAAAAAGCAAAUCAUCAUUGAAGAAGGCCGUGAGAUCCUGCAAGGUGAUGAGGGAGAUCCCUACCUGGAGUUUAUCAAGAUGUUGCCCCCUGAAGACUGCCGUUAUGCUCUAUAUGACGCCACAUAUGAGACUCGUGAGACCAAGAAGGAGGACCUUGUAUUCAUCUUUUGGGCCCCAGAGUGUGCUCCACUCAAGAGCAAGAUGAUCUAUGCCAGCUCCAAGGAUGCAAUCAAGAAGAAAUUCACAGGUAUCAAGCAUGAGUGGCAAUUGAAUUGUUUGGAGGACAUCAAGGACCGAAAGGCUCUUGCAGAGAAGCUUGGGGGCUCUUCAGUGGUCAGUCUUGAAGGGAAGCCUCUGUGUGACUGAGGCCAAUACUCUAGUGGGAUAGAGCUGUAUAGCUGUUCAUUUCAACAUGGGUAGGACAAGGGUAUAUGGCAUUGAUGCCAGUGGGAGGGUUCUAGUGGGUGGGGUGGGUUUGGAAAAAGGUGAUGUUUCCAAUCUCCACAAAUUUGGCUGUCAUUCCAUUUCACACAUACAAGAAUGAAGUAAAUCACUUAAAAUGAAGGUUUAUUAUUAUAACUGUACAUGUGCAGGCAGGUUUUGUUUUCUGGUUUUUAGAUUGUUUAUGGAAGCUGAAGCAGAACAGCAGCUAUUAAACUAUUGAAUCUGCAAAAUACUGUUCACAUUUACACAAUGGAUUUUUUUUUUUUGCCAAACUUAAUUUUUUGUAAGUGUGUAUGUAAUUGAGAUGAGGUGUAGUACAAAACAGAUUACUCAAGAAGUGAUUGCACAAGAUGCAUCAAGAUCAUUUUGGGAACAUGAAUAUUCUUCUCAUUCCCCCGUCCUUGUUUUACAGUCCCAAGUGUUUUAAUGAUUCCAGCUCUCAUUUCAAACAUCUUGAAAUCUGAUUCCAAAUUAUAGCACUGGUGUCAAUAUUCACAUUCCUUAAAUGCAAACAUUCUGGAUCUAAUGAAGGUUUGAGAUGAAGGAAGAGUGAGGAGCGAUGCAUUGGGACAACCUGUGUACAGAGCUCAAAAGAUAUUGCAUAGUGGAUGUUUUGUAUCGUCUCCUGAUCUCUAAUAAAGGCACUAAACAAC